AGCUACUUUCAGUAAAUCUAAGAAGCAUUUUCAUUCAGAAGAUAGAUCGUUGGAAUGAAGAGGAUUUGGUGAUGGGAGGCCCAAGUGAGGCUUGACCGUCUAUCUUGCAUCUGAUAGGAUGACUAUGUGUGGCGUUCCGUUUGGGCGGGAAUUCGGAGUUUGAGUGAAUCCCGUUAAGUACCUAGGUAGCAGAGUUGGGUCCGAUAAAUACUUGUUGCUCUCUCCAUUGUCGGCACAGUCUUGUUGGUCAUGGCCAGCUUUCAAGCUCCUGAGGGAUUCGAAAGGCUGACCGACGUUGUUUUCUUAUAUACGCCAGGCCCAGAUCCGGACGUCACCAUCGCUCCGACCUUAAAAAAUGGAAACACGGAUGCUCCACCUGAUCUGAUCCUCCUCGCGACCUGGAUGGGGGCUGGACCCCGCCAUGUCUUGAAGUACACAUCUGGUUACCAGUCGCUUUUUCCGUUCGCGCGAAUUGUGCUUAUUGUGAAUGGUCCGUCCGACAUCAUUUUAUACUCAGCCAAAGCACAACGAAAACGCGUCGAGCCAGUGGUCGAGAUCAUAAAAUCUACAACCAACAAGACACCCGGCCGGAAGCCCCGAAUCCUUCUCCAAACCAUGAGCAACGGAGGAGCCUACCAAAUCUCCAAAGUUGCAGAGGUGUUCAAGGAGACGGAAGGGCUCCCGCUACCAGUGAACGCAAUCAUCGUGGACAGCGCUCCGGGCAAGGAUUCUAUUAGUGGAAGCACGCGCGCAUUUAUGCUCGGCCUUCCAAAAUCAUGGAUUGUACAGACGAUAGGGGCCGUUGUGAUGUACGGUGUGAUGGUCUUUUCUGUUGUAGCCCAGACCCUCACCUGGCAAGAGCAAAUUGUGACGGGGCUUCGGAAGAAUCUCCUUGACAAAAGCCUGUUCAAUCCAUCGGCUUCCAGGUGUUACAUCUACUCGAAAGCGGACGAGAUGGUAUGGUGGAAGGAUGUCCAGGAGCAUGCCUCGGAAGCACGCGCAACGGGUUGGCACAAUGUGGAAGAAGUCGUCUUCGAGUCCAGUGCGCACUGUGGCCAUAUGAGAACACACGAGAAAGAGUAUUGGGAUGCUGUUCUGACGACCUGGAAGACAGGUGCAAGUUAAGGGCCUCAGCGCUGGACACUUGAUGGAUUGGAUGAUGGUUGAAGGAGUCUCGUCACUGUUCAAUAUCUUGACUAGCACCAUCUAGGUCUAGACUACGGAAGCUAGUCCAAAUUGGGUGCCAAUUACGGAUAUUCCAUU
Molecule: messenger RNA, 1263 nt
Organism: Mytilinidion resinicola
Lineage: Eukaryota; Fungi; Ascomycota; Dothideomycetes; Mytilinidiales; Mytilinidiaceae
Product: DUF829-domain-containing protein
Exons: 1
Coding region: 250-1125 (291 amino acids)
Source: RefSeq, a predicted model, not a curated record